This is a messenger RNA of Vigna angularis (adzuki bean), 8834 nucleotides long. Its product is annotated as putative disease resistance protein At3g14460. Bases 4418 to 8161 code for a protein of 1247 amino acids. The transcript is spliced from 5 exons. Gene Ontology annotation, biological process: defense response to other organism. Gene Ontology annotation, molecular function: ADP binding. Lineage: Eukaryota; Viridiplantae; Streptophyta; Magnoliopsida; Fabales; Fabaceae. The record is from RefSeq and is a predicted model, not a curated record.
UUUUGUUAUGAUCAGUGUUGUGAAACUGCUCACUGCACCUUCAUUUUUUUUUUUUGAAAUAAUUGUCCGGCAGUUUUUAAUGAGUCGCCUGUAAUCCUUAAAUAUCUAUCCAACCUUCUCUGCCCGCACCUUCAUUCCUGCUCCUAAUUUUCCCUAAACCCUAAUUCUCUCUCAGUUCAUUUCUUCCUUCGUACAUUUUCCUCCAAAAGUUCACCCCAAUCAUUUUCCUCCAAGCCCCUUCUCGCACCAUCUUCUUGUUGGUCUUCUCCUACGUUGUAUUCGUCGUCGAGGCGUUAUGGCUGUGUAGGUGGUGUUCGCUCUCGGAAUUCCUCACAUCUGCGUAGGCUGUGACAUUGCAUGAGCGAUGCAAAGUUUUCAAGGGUGAAAGCACUGAUUCAUCUCAAUUGCUAUUUUCCUCGCAAGCAACCAAGACAAAAAGAAAAGUGACUUUAGAGUGAUCAUUUGUGUUAUUAAAAGCUCUUGUCGGAGAGUCUCCUAAUAUUGUAGCUAAGGUACGGACGAAGCGUAGAAAGUUGAAAUGAAGAGAGUCAAGUGAAGUCUCCUCCCAUCAGUUCAACUCAUUUCUUACGACCAAUUCCUUUCCUUUGCAUUUUUGUUUGCUACUCUGAUCAUCACUUGUUUUUGUGUUGAGAUCAUGGCAUUAGCUGUGGUAGGUGGUGCGCUCCUCUCUGCUUUCUUUGACGUUCUUUUCGACAGGCUUGCCUCCCCUGAGGUUCUCAACUUUAUCCGAGGAAGGAAGCCUGACAAGUUGCUUCAAAAGGUGAAAACCCAGCUCAUAGUUGUCAGAGUUGUGCUUGCUGAUGCUGAGAAGAGACAAAUCACAGACUCCAAUGUCAAAGAGUGGCUCGAUCUUCUCAGAGAUGUUGUCUAUGAGGUUGAUGACUUACUUGAUGAAAUUUCUACUAAAGCUGCUACUCAAAAGGAGGUAAGCAAUUCAUUUUCUCACCUUUUCAAAACGAAGAAGAUUGUUAGUAUUACUAAGUUGGAAGACAUAGUUGAAAGAUUAGAUGACAUUUUAAAACAAAAAGAGAAUCUUGAUUUGAAGGAGAUUCCCGUGGAGAGCUACCAGCCAUGGAAAGCUCAGCCAACAUCUUUGGAAGAUGGAUAUGCUAUGUAUGGUAGAGAUAAAGAUAAGGAUGCCAUAAUGAAGAUGGUUUUAGAGGAUAGCACCAAUGGUGAAACAGUGUCUGUGAUCCCUAUUGUAGGCAUGGGUGGGGUUGGAAAACCCACUUUGGCAAGAUCUGUGUUCAACGAUGGCAAAUUUUGAUUGCAUGAUUGAAAUGAAUUAGAGGACUACGGUCUGCGUUGCAUCAUAUCAUUCUUGUUCUUUGGAUAAACCAGUUUAGUCCAUCAAUUUUGAAUAUCUUGGAUUGAUGUUUAACCAGUUCAGUUCUUGUUUUGAAUCAUAUAUAAUCUGAAUCUGGUUCACUGUCCAUGACCAUUUGCAUUUGCUAGAUUUUGGUGUGACUCUGUGUGCAGAACUGCUUUAUGUUGAAUCAUUAGACAACAACAGCAGUACCUUGGCAGAAUCUUGGGAUGGGUGUCUCGGUUAUAAGAAGGCAGUAGCUAAGAACAAACUUUAAUUAGGGAAGUUGGUUUUUGUUUGUUUAAACUGUUCAUGUUUUACUUGUAAUUGAAAGCAUUGGGUGGUCCCUACUGAUUAUGGAUUGAUUUUACGGUGUAGUAUCACUUUGGGGGCAAUCAAUUGAGAGCAAAUAGGACAUUUUCCCAGCCUCAUCUGCACUAACCGAGAAAGUCAGCCAGCUUCUUGAUUUAGACCGAGAGAGGGUUGAAAGCCACAUUUGCUCACGUGAAAUAUCUGCAGAAGUGGACCAUCUUAGUGGGCAGCAGCAUUUGUGUUUAUAAUAGUUUGUUAUUGUUUUCUUCAUUUUGAUGUGUAAUAGGCUUUUGUGUUAGCUUUCUUUUAAUUUCAUUGUAAAAGGUCAUUCAAAGUCCAAGUGUUUUGGAAGAGUUCUUGGUGCUCUUUCAACUCUGGGCAAUGUUCCUUGUUUGAUUUGUGCUUGUGUUUAAAUUCUUGUUUCACGUGUUUAGGAGUGAUUUAGGCUAGAAGAGAUUAAACUCUAAGCCUUUGUCACAAUAGUUGUUCCCAAUCAGGUAUCUAGUCAUUUUGUUUGUCUUUAAUUGUUUGUGUGAUAGAGUCAUGUAUUUUGUUUAUAAAAGUAAUUUUACUUUAAGGGGUAUUUAGUUAGUAACAUAAGACAAUUUUGGCAAGGAAAGACUUGGUACUUAAGUAGUCUUUUUGGUUCAUCUUUUUUACCUGGAAUUUGUCUAAUUGUGAAACCUAUAAACUGUUUAGAUUAGAAAAACUUUUAGGAACAAAAGAUGUCAAGUAAUAGAAUUAGUGAACUUGAGAAGCAAAAUGCUCUUAGAUUCAUAAAAGAAGAACAAAAGAAAUAGAGAAACCAAGAGCUUUUAAGAGAACUCAUUCAAGAGGAUAAAUCAUUCAUUAAAAAUUUAAAUGGGUUUUCUCAUUGGGAAAGAGAGUUUAGAGACAAACUUAUGACGUUUUUGAAUGAGGGAAGUAAAAGAAGAAUUGAGAGAGAACAUAGAGAACUACAAGAAAGAAUAGAAAGAAAAGAGAGGAGAAAAUAGAGAAGAAUAGAAAAAGAGAGAAGAGAGCACGAGAGAAGAAGAGAGCAAGAGAGAAGAGGAAGAAGAAGAGAGCAAGAAAGGAGAGAAGAGGAAGCAAGAAGAGAAAAACAAGAAAAAGAAAAGAAAUGGAAGAAGAGAAGAACCUAAGGGCAACAUCUCCUCCUACACUCACAAUAGAACCUAGACUAUUAAGGGGAGGUUUUCUUUCUUUUCACUUUUCUCCAUUUAUUUUUGAAUUUCCAAAAUUUCACUUUUCUUCCAAAGAAUUUGUCAUUCCAUCUCUUCAAAAUUUGCAAUUUUCAUCAUGUGGCAUUUCAUAACUUGAGUUAUUGUUAUGGUUACCUUUAACUCAAGACAAAAUUAAACUUUUAAAUGAAGAAAGACUUCUUAAAUUUAUAAAAAUUGAACAUUUUAAUAUUAGGAAGCCUUUUUCUAAAUAUACAUUUCCAUGUAUCUUAUUGGGUCAAUUAAAACUAAUUGGAGAUAUGUUUGAUGCUUAUUGUAGAUUCACAUUUGAUGCAGGAGGAACUUAUAUGGAGCUUACAAUAAUAAGUUUUCAAGCAAACCAUUAGAAUCAGAUUUCAUGACAAAUCUUUUUCAAAGGAGAGGGAUGAUAGAUGGGACCCAAGCUCAAUUAUCUUAGUUUAGUAUUUUUUUUAUUUUUCUUAAAGUAUGUGUAAAAAGGGUUAGGAAUGUGAUAGAUAGGAAGUAAUUUUACUCUAUAUAUAUAUAAACAUGUCAACAGCUCUUAUAAGACGUUUUGAGAAUAUUGAAUUGCAUUUCUUUAUAAAUGACUCGAGAUUCAUUCUUGAAAGUCAGGGAUUCUUCCCGGCCACCUUCCAUUCACUCGCCAUCUUCAUUCUCCCAUUUACACUUCAAAUUAUCACUCCUUCAUAUCAACAUCUUUCCCUCAACCGGCGUAUGCACUUGGCACGCGUCAGUUAUCCUAUCAGCCACUUCACUUCUGCUUGCCCCGCAUCAGACCCCUCGCACCACAUCAUCAUUGCCUCUCACAUUCACUCUCACGCGAACCACUUCUUCAGAAUUCCAUUUCUCUCUCGAAACAACAACGCCCUUCUUAGGGUUUCUUCUCAAAGGAUCAUUCACCACACUGCCUUUUCUCCUCGAGACCCUCUUCACCGAACAUCAUCUUCAUCAACCAUUACAGAAACUUCAUCUUCUUCACGAUUUCGCACCGUAAGUUUUCCUCACCGAACCAUAUCUUCCAUUCUCACCGAUUAGAACCUCCUCUCCACAGAUUUGAAACCUUAUUCACCGAUCCUUCUCACAUUUGAACCGAUUAUUCGAUUCAUCCGUAGUUUUCCCCUUUUUCUAGGGUUGUCACCCAUUAAAUCUUCUUCUCCACCGUUCAAAUCCGCUUCCGCAUCAAACCCUAGGUUUUUAACCCAACAAACCUCCAAAUCUAGGGCUCACUGUUUGUCUUCUUAGUUCUUCAGCUAUUUUCGCUGCCCUAUUUGCUUCCUCUGCUUCUUUUUGCUGUGCAUCAAUGUCAAGGAUGUCUCGAGGAGUCCAAAUCGCUCAAGUUCUGUCUUCUCCUCGGAGCGUCGUCUAUCACAAUUUGUAUCUUGAUAUGACAGCUGAUAAUGCUAGACACCAGAACGUAAAACAGGAGAAGGGUACGGACGAAACGUAGAAAGUUGAAAUGAAGAGAGUCAAGUGAAGUCUCCUCCCAUCAGUUCAACUCAUUUCUUACGACCAAUUCCUUUCCUUUGCAUUUUUGUUUGCUACUCUGAUCAUCAAUCACUUGCUUUCUGUUGAGAUCAUGGCAUUAGCUGUGGUAGGUGGUGCGCUCCUCUCUGCUUUCUUUGACGUUCUUUUCGACAGGCUUGCCUCCCCUGAGGUUCUCAACUUUAUCCGAGGAAAGAAGCCUGACAAGUUGCUUCAAAAGGUGAAAACCCAGCUCAUAGUUGUCAGAGUUGUGCUUGCUGAUGCUGAGAAGAGACAGAUCACAGACUCCAAUGUCAAAGAGUGGCUCGCUCUUCUCAGAGAUGUUGUCUAUGAGGUUGAUGACUUACUUGAUGAAGUUUCUACUAAAGCUGCUAGUCAAAAGGAGGUAAGCAAUUCAUUUUCUCACCUUUUCAAAACGAAGAAGAUUGUUAGUAUUACUAAGUUGGAAGACAUAGUUGAAAGAUUAGAUGACAUUUUAAAACAAAAAGAGAAUCUUGAUUUGAAGGAGAUUCCCGUGGAGAGCUACCAGCCAUGGAAAGCUCAGCCAACAUCUUUGGAAGAUGGAUAUGCUAUGUAUGGUAGAGAUAAAGAUAAGGAUGCCAUAAUGAAGAUGGUGUUAGAGGAUAGCACCAAUGGUGAAACAGUGUCUGUGAUCCCUAUUGUAGGCAUGGGUGGGGUUGGAAAACCCACUUUGGCAAGAUCUGUGUUCAACGAUGGCAAAUUGAAGCAGAAAAUAUUUGAUUUAAAGGCAUGGGUUUGUGUUUCUGAUAUAUUUGAUAUUGUGAAGGUCACAAGAACUAUGAUAGAGGAAAUUACCCGAAAGCCUUGUAAAUUGAGUGAUCUAAAUGCUCUUCAACUUGAGCUGAUGGACGAACUGAAGGAUAAAAGAUUAUUGAUUGUCUUGGAUGAUGUUUGGAUCGAGGAUUGUGACAAUUGGAAUAGUCUUACAAAACCAUUUCUAAGCGGGAUUAGGGGCAGUAAAGUUCUGAUCACAACCCGCAAUGAAAAUGUAGCGGCUGCAGUGCCUUUUCAUACUGUUGAAGUAUAUCAUCUAAGCAAAUUGUCAAAUGAAGAUUGUUGGUUGGUAUUCGCAAACCAUGCAUUUCCUCCCUCAGAAGCCAGUGAGACUAGAGGAACUCUAAAAAAGAUUGGAAAGGAGAUUGUUAAAAGGUGCAAUGGGUUGCCGUUAGCGGCACAGUCACUUGGAGGAAUGUUGAGAAGAAAGCAGACUAUUAGAGAUUGGAAUAAUGUACUUCAAAGUGACAUUUGGGAACUUCCUGAAAAUCAGUGUAAAAUUAUUCCAGCACUCAGAAUCAGUUAUAAUUAUCUCCCUCCACAUUUAAAACGGUGUUUCGUUUAUUGCUCAUUGUACCCCAAAGAUUUUGAAUUUGAAAAAGAUGAACUGAUCCAGCUGUGGAUGGCUGAAGAUCUUGUAAAAGCAGCGAAAAAAGGAAAGACUUUAGAAGAAGUUGGUCAAGAGUAUUUUUAUGAUUUGGUUUCGAGAUUCUUUUUUCAAUCUUCAAGUCGGAGUGGGGGUGCUUACUUUGUAAUGCACGACCUCAUUCAUGAUCUAGCAACAUUUCUUGGUGGGGACUUCUAUUUCAGAACAGAUGAACUUGAGAAAGAAACCAAUAUCGACAGAAAGACUCGUCAUUUGUCAUUUACAAGAUUCAGUGAUCCAGUCUCGGAUAUUAAAGCUUUUGACACAGUAAAAUUUCCAAGAACUUUCUUGCUAAUCGAUUAUAAAGAUUCCCCAUUCAACAACGAAAAGGCACUGCAUAUUAUAGUGUCAAGGCUUAAGUACUUGAGAGUUUUAUCGCUUUGGAAAUUCCAAAGUCAACUUGCUCUGCCUGAUUCAGUUGGUGAAUUGAUACAUUUGCGUUAUCUAAAUCUCUCUCGUAUAAGUAUAGAAACUCUGCCGGAGUCACUAUGUAAUUUGUGCAAUCUACAAACUUUGAAGUUGUCUUAUUGCUCUGAGCUGACUAAGUUGCCUAGUUCCAUGCAGAAUCUUGUAAACUUGCGUCAUCUUGAAAUUUUUGGUACUCGCAUAAAAGAGAUGCCUAAAAGAAUGGGGAAACUAAAUCAAUUACGCACCUUGGAUUGUUAUGUUGUGGGCAAGCAUACAGAGAAUAGCAUCAAAGAACUGGGAGGACUUCCAAAUCUCCAUGGUACGUUUUAUGUUCAGAAAUUAGAGAAUGUUACCAAAGGCGAAGAAGCAUUAGAGGCCAGGAUAAUGGAUAAGAAUCAUAUUAGCAAUCUAUCCUUGGAAUGGUCUAUAGCUAACGACAAUAGCAUCGACUUCCAAGUUGAGUUAGAUGUACUCAGCAAGUUAGAACCUCACCAAGAUCUGGAAGCGUUGUCCAUAAUCGGUUAUAAAGGAACCAGAUUUCCGGAAUGGGUGGGGAAUUUUUCCUACCUCUACAUGACAAGUAUAGGUUUAUAUAAUUGUAACAACUGUUGCAUGCUUCCUUCACUUGGGCAACUACCGUCUCUCCGUAACCUUUUUAUUUCAAACAUGAAUUCGGUGAAGACUAUUGAUGCAGGCUUUUAUAAGAAGGAUGAUUGUUCAUCUGUGACGCCCUUUCCAUCCCUUGAAUCUCUACACAUUUCUAAUAUGCCUUGUUGGGAGGUGUGGAAUUCUUUUGAUUCAGAAGCUUUUCCUGUGCUCAAGAAUCUGUAUAUAGAAAAGUGCCCCAAACUAAAGGGAGAUCUGCCAAAUCACCUUCCUGCUCUGCAAACACUCGAGAUUAGAAAUUGCGAGCUUCUUGUCUCUUCUGUCCCAGGGCCUCUCACCCUUCGGACACUAGAGAUACGUAAAUGCAAGAAAGUAGCGUUUCGUGAGUUUCCUCUUUUGGUGGAAAGUAUAAAAGUAGAAGGAGGCCCAAUGGUGGAGUCCAUGAUGGAGGCCAUCUCUAACAUCCAACCUACUUGCCUGCAAUCUUUGAAAUUACAAAAUUGUUCGUCAGACAUAUCUUUUAGAGGUGGUCGUCUUCCUGCAUCUUUGAAAACUCUUGAUAUCAGAGGUAUAAACAAACUGAAAUUCCCGUUGCAACACAAACACGAAUUACUGGAAUCACUUUCAAUAAAUAAUAGUGAUGAUUCGCUCACGUCUCUUCCAUUGGCUAUCUUCCCAAAUCUCACUAGUCUUCGAAUCACAAACUGUGAAAAUAUGGAAUCACUUUUGGUCUCAGGGUCAGAGAUUUCGAAGAGACUGAACACUUUUGCGAUUGACCACUGUCCCAACUUUGUAUCAUUCCCGGGAGAAGGAUUGUGUAUGCCCAAUUUGACUAGCUUCACUGUUUGUAAUUGUGACAAGUUGAAGUCGUUGCCCGAUCAGAUGGGAACUCUUGUCCCAAAGAUGGAAUAUCUUUCAAUUUCCAACUGUCAACAAAUUGAGUCAUUCCCUGGAGGAGGUAUGCCACCUAACUUGAGAACAGUUUUUAUUGAAAAUUGUGUGAAACUACUGAGCAACCAAGCAUGGGUAUGCAUGGACAUGGUUACCUCUCUCAGUGUGUGGGGUCCAUGUGAUGGCAUCAAAUCCUUUCCAAAGGAGAGUUUGCUGCCUCCCUCCCUUGUGUCUCUGGAUCUAUUUGAUUUGUCUAGUCUGGAAACGUUGGAUUGCAAGGGCCUUCUCCAUCUCACAUCACUCCAACAAUUAAACAUUGAAAGGUGUCAAAAGCUGGAGAAUAUUGCGGGAGAAAAGCUGCCUCUCUCUCUAAUAGAAUUAACGAUAUAUAAAUGUCCCUUGCUGAAACAACGAUGCCACAAAAAGGACCGUCAAAUUUGGCCUAAAAUCUGCCACGUCCGUGGGAUAAACAUUGAAGGUAGAUGGAUUUAACUAGUAUGGAUGAUGAGAAGACAUGCUGUAUUGGCUUGGAGAAACUGCAGCUGUCCAUUGUAAUGUACUGCCCUCUACGAGGUCAUCACUUUUGUGUUUCACUUAUGGAUUCGAGUUGAAUAUAUCUGAAAGCUAUAUCGCAUAUGGAUUGAGUUCUGGCAAGUAAAUUCUGUCUUUAACGCCAAUUCAGAGGACAUAUAUUUAUGGAAGUCAAAUAAAUUUUAGAAUGAAAUUCAAGCUCAGUUUAAUCAUGGCCAUGAAUUUCUUUUCUUUUCAGGAUACAUACUUGUAACCAGCCAAACAGUUCAACCUUGCAUAAUUUUUUCAUAGUAGAAUAGUAAGCAUCAAGUAGUGUGCUGAGCUUCAUAUUAUAUUCGUAGCCAAAGGCCCGUGAACCAACUUAUCAAUUGCACCUCAGGUGAUUUGAAAUGAUAAUAAAUUACAGUUGCCGUCUAUUAGCUCUAGGAGAAUUUCCAAAGAAAGAAUUGUAAUUAACAGGGAAAUAAAGAAAAAGACAAAAAAUUGGACAGUGCUCUUUUCACAUUUUUAUAUUUUAUUCUUCUUCCUAUGUAUAACAUCAAUUUUGUAACUUAUGUAUAUAUCAUAUAGGUUCUAUUAAAGGAAGUCAUUGUAAUUUGAAUGACUCUACGAAGGUGGACUAAAACUUCUCACA